Molecule: messenger RNA, 1529 nt
Organism: Gadus morhua (Atlantic cod)
Lineage: Eukaryota; Metazoa; Chordata; Actinopteri; Gadiformes; Gadidae
Gene: xrcc4
Product: X-ray repair complementing defective repair in Chinese hamster cells 4
Exons: 8
Coding region: 164-1240 (358 amino acids)
Biological process (GO): double-strand break repair via nonhomologous end joining; positive regulation of ligase activity; response to X-ray
Cellular component (GO): DNA-dependent protein kinase-DNA ligase 4 complex; nucleus; DNA ligase IV complex
Molecular function (GO): DNA binding
Source: RefSeq, a predicted model, not a curated record
UUUUAAGCGUCAUACAGUUAAGCGACGAAGCUGCAGCCUCCGUCAACCCUACAGAUAUAUAUUAUAUACAAAUAAGUGACUCCGGAUUUAAGCGGGCAUAUCAAACGUGCUUAGAAGCUACGGAAUCCAUGAUACACUGUUUGGUGUAGGUGUGUCUGCAGAGAUGGAUGUCGCUGUGCAAGAGGUAGACAUUCCGUCAGAAGACGGUACUCAGACAAAGUACUUCCUGCGUGUGGAUUGGAAGGGGCGGGACUUUGGCUGCGGCUUCAACAUCCUGCUGACUGACGGACAGCUUGCCUGGAAAGGAGAGGUGACGGGGGAUGUGUUGUGCAGCGAGGCGGAGGAGCUGGAGAUGCCGAAGGAGAGGUACGUCCAGGACCUCCGUCAGGCUCUGACCGGCACAGAGACCUCCGUCACGUACAACUUCUCCCUGACACCCCAUCCGACGGCCACCACCACCUCCACCAGCUGCACCACCACCACCACCCUGGCCUACGAGAAGGUGCAGAAGGACAUCUCGUUCCGGCUGGGUUCGGUGGAGCUGGGGGCCGUGGCGGAGCCGGUGGAGGCGGUGAGAGAGCUGCUGGAGCUGGGGGUCCGGAGGGCCGGCCGCCUGAAGCGACAGAACCACCGCCUCCAGCAGGAGAACCACAGCCUCGGCGAGGAGCAGAAGCACAUGACUGCAGAGCUGCGGCGGUAUGCCGAUGGGAAGCAGGCGCUGGAGGCGGAGCUGUUCUCCCGCUUCGUCCUGGUGCUCAACGACAAGAAGGCCAAGCUCCGCACACUGCAGCAGACAAACACCAGGAGUUCCGAAAAGCCGAGCAAAUCAGCCCAGAGCCCGGGCCAAGUAUCACACCAGGAAGAGAAGUUUGAGGAUGAGUACGGUGGCAGUACGGAGGAGGAGAAGGAAGAGGAGGGGAGAGGAGAGGAAGCUGCAGGCCCAGCCAACGCCACCUCGGCCUCCCAGGACGCCGACAGCGACUCCCUAUUGGCCGACGAGGCCAACGACAUCACGGACGUGGCGCCCUGCCGCAAGCGGCGCUUUCGCCACCUCGCCGCGCCGGUUGAACCCGUGGCCAAUCAGGCGCCCCCGGAGACGACCUCCAGACACAAACGACGCCGGGACCCUCCUGCUGGCGGGAGUGCGGCUGGGCCCCAGAAGACGCUGCAGCAGCGGCAGCAAAAGGCCCCGGGCCCCACGGGGAGCCCCUCCACGGAGGAUCUGUUCGACGACUUCUGAUCCACCAAGAUGCCGUCUUUUAUAAAAACUCUGAAAAUAAAAUGAGGUCUAUGAAUUCGUAUGAACACUAUUUACAAAUUGUAAGUGGAAAUGUUGACUUUUGGUGAUUCCUUAAUGGGUGAUUUUAAUAUGUAUUUAUUUGAGUCAGCGGGACAAUAAAGAUAUGUGCUGUUUGCAAUGGGAGCUGCCCAUAUGAAAUUGUAUAGGAUUUUACAAAAUACGUUUUUUUUCUAUGCAACCAUGUCUUUCAAAUCAAUAAAGUAAGUCUGCUUCUGUUUUGUCAAUCACA